Molecule: messenger RNA, 1644 nt
Organism: Fomitopsis serialis
Lineage: Eukaryota; Fungi; Basidiomycota; Agaricomycetes; Polyporales; Fomitopsidaceae
Exons: 2
Coding region: 1-1644 (547 amino acids)
Source: RefSeq, a predicted model, not a curated record
AUGUCCCUCGCCCACUACGCCCACCACCACAACCGCGCCGGCCCCAUGGCCACCGCCGCCUACCCCGCCUACCACGGCGGAGACGCGAUCUACGGCAUGCACCAGUACUACCCUGCGGGCACGAGUGCGAGCCCCGUCGAGCACGAUUAUUCAGCGGGUGAGACUUCCUACGUGUCAGACACCUCCAGGGCGCACUGGCCGGCCCAGCCGUCCUCGUCCGCGUCGUACCCCGCCUCUGUCUCCACCUCCGACUAUCCCUCGCCCGCGUCCUCCCAGCCGAUGUCUUAUCCCUCCGCGUACACCGCGUCCCCCCACCGCACCGGCCUCCAGGAUCCUUACGCUCCAUCGUCCUCGUCCUCCCGCACCUACGCCUCGUCCUCCCUCUCGCAGGCCUCCGCCUCCUCCACACCCGCCCUCCCCAGCAUGCAUCGCAGCUCCUGGCCCGCGGGCAACGCCCCCGCCAGCGCGCUCUACGUCGUCGCCCCCGAGCCCGACGCCGACGCGCGCCCCGACGCGCCCUACGCGAAGGUCAAGACCGAGGAGGAGGAGCUCGAGUCCGGCUUCAUCUUCGAGCUCGCGUCCGACGCGCCGCCCUCGCUCCUCACGAACCCGCUGCUCGACAGCAUGCCCGAGGUGCCCCUCCGCGCCACGCAGGCGAGCAAGGAGAUGCGCGCGCUCAUGGGCGCGUUCCGCCUCGACCCCUUCGCGAUGCACAACGGCGUCAAGAGCGCCGCGAGCCAGAGCGUCCCCGCCGGCAUCGAGAUCGGGCCCCUCCGCGUGCCCCCCGUGAUGUUCGAGUGGCAGGCCGAGCUCGUCCAGCCGCUCGUCCCAGAGAGCCCGCGCUGGUCCCCCGAGGCGCAGCCGAUGCACGCGUUUGACGACGACGAGAAGUGGGCGCACCCGGGCGCGAUGGAGGCGUACGGGGAGGCGUACGACGGCGCGGACGACAUGGACGCGGGCGCCGCGUUCCAGCCGGUGAUGACCCCCGCGCAGGCGGUCAACUGGGGCGCUGGCUUCGCGGACCAGCAGGGGAUGGUCUCGGCGGCGUCGUCCUCGCCGUCGGGAUACCCGGUGCAGCCGCUCUCAGGAAUGUUCAACCGGUCUGGGCACUCGUCCUCGUCCCAAGCAUCAAUAUCCCGCUCCCUCCCGUCUCUCCCCCAGCCUCAACCGUCCUUGUUCUACCGCCAAACGCAGAACUACGCGCUGUCUUCGCCCACGGCCACGCUCCCGUCGCCCAGCGCUCUGCCGUCCCCAUCGCUCUCCCAUUCGCUCUAUUCGCAACGGAGCACUCCCGGCAGCGCGACCGACAUGUACUACCGCCAGCAACAGCACCAACAUACCCAGCCACUCCCGUCCGCCGCCGCCGCCUCUGCGAUGCGCAUGUCCUCGUCCUCUAUCUCAGCGCCAGUCCCAAGCCUCUCGCGCCGGCCCCAGCUCGACUACGCUCAGACGCACAGCAGCGCCGUCGCACAGCCGCAGCCGCACUACGCGAGCCCGAGCCCGCCCGCGUUCUCGAGCAACAGCAGCAGCGAUGGGGGGGCGGGGAUGGCGGCGGGGCCGGGGCGCUACCGCGACGACACGCUGGGCUGGUACCGCCGCUCUGCGUUCGCGCUCGAGGCGUACACCGCGGCGGCGUGCACGUGA